GGCAGGUGAGUUAGGCUAGGAGCCCCCAGUUCAAGAUGCUUAAUUAAAAUAUUUUUUGGAAAAGAUUAAAUGAUGGUAGAAGUGACUGUUUUUAAUGAGGAGAGAGAAUAAAGUAAUGAUGGCAAUAAGUGUUUUGUCAUUUUCAAUGUCUGAAGGGGCGGUUUGAUGUGAUUAGUAGUGGGUGUAGUGGAGUUGAAAGGAUUAUGUAACUCUUAGUUAGGUGUAUUUGAAAAACCAAGAGUUGGGGCUUUGUGGGUCAGUUUUGCGGUUUGAAAGUAAAAUUGGGUUUGAAGGUUUCGAAACAGAGGAAAAAUGAGUAAAAGAGGUAUGUGAAGUUUCUUUCUUUUGUCUUCUUAAAAUUCAAUUCUUGGCUCGUUGUCUGUUCCUCAUCUUCUUCAUUUCUGAGUUCGAAUGGGGUAUGAGAGGGAGACUGAAAGGGAGAUAGAUUGGUCUGAUGACUGGGUAAACGAGGACGUGAAGGGUCGUGUUUCGUUAUUUCUGGAUGUUGAUGCUGUGAGUGGCAUAGACAAGGCUAGAGUAGUGAGGGCUGGGUCUGGAGUUCGUUUGGAGUUAUUGCCAUGUUCAGAGGAUGAUAGGGUUUACCAGAAAGGUGAAGGUUUUGAAUAUUUCUUUAUGUAUAGCUGUGUGUUGGAGGAGCUGAGGGUGAGGGUUCCGUUUAGUGAUUUUGAGUGUCAAGUGUUAAAGCAGUUGAACUGCGCUCCUUCCCAAUUGCAUCCCAAUGGAUGGGCGUUCCUACGUGCGUUUGAGAUUCUUAUGGAAUUUCUGGAAGAGAUCCCAUCAGUGGAGCUGUUUUUCUCCUUAUUUCAGGCGAAAGGCAUGUGAAAAGGCGGAUGGGUAAAUCUGAAUAGCUCGCUGAGGUUUGGCAUAUUUAAGUUAUACAAGUCUUCUUUUAAGAAUUUCAAGGAAAUGUAUAUUAAGGUGAGCAAUUCUGAGGCCGAUUUUUCCUUUUAUUUGGACGAAAAUCUAGGGAAAAAGUUCCCUCUUUAGUGGUGUUCGGAGCCGCAGAAUAUUCUGGGGCUUGAAGUUAUAACUCCAAGGGAUGAGUACAUAAUUGAGUAUUUGACUGAAGUUGUUGAUCGGAAGGAAUUGAUUUCAGUUUAUGACCUGUUGCAGUGGGAGGAGAAUAAAGAUACUGUUAUUGCUUACUUGGGUAAGGAUUGGAAAGUUGUUUUUUGUAUCAUGUUUGAGGUUUUUUGAAAUGUGUGUUUGUUUUGUUUUCCAGGGGGUAAGUAUCCAGGUGUUUCUGCUGCGAGUCUGAGAGCUCGGGUGAAGAGCAAGGGUUUUGAUAAGGAAGGGUCUACGUCGAAGGCAGAAAAGAUCGGUACUGGCGAGGUUGAUCAGCCAAAGCCGAGAAGGAAGAAGGUUAUUGCUAAGAAGAGGAAAGGUGACGUGGUCGACUUGUCCGACGUUUCUGAUGAUGAGAAAGAUGAAGUGCCGAUUGAAGAAGUUCGUAAGUUUUUUGAUAAUCAAAAGAGGUUGCAUGGGGUUGCUGAACAGACUGAUUCCUCGUCCUUAUGGGGGAGGGAUUACCCAUACAUGGUUAUUGCCGAUGAGUGUUGUCAAUCGUCGGCAGAUAUAACUCUGGCCGACGAGGUUGGUGAUGUGGCUAUUGAUCAGUACAUGCAGGUGGUGGGAUUGCGGCUGGCGAGUUUGGGGCGUAGCCGUGAAAAAAUACAUCGGAAGUUUGUUGAGAAGAAGGAGGAUCCAAGCUUUAGGGAGGAGUUGGCUUUAAAGACUGCUAAGAUCUCGGAACUAGAGGUGAAGUUAGCUGAGGUUGAAAAAUAUUUGAAAGAUGUGAAGGAUAGCUAUGCCAAGGAUGUUGAAGAUUUAAAAAAGAAGGAAGCUGACUUAUCUGCUCUGAGUGCCCGUAUGAUUGAGGUUACCACUCAAUUGAAGGAGUUGGAGAAGAACAAGCAAGGAGAAAUUCUUGAUUCCUUCCUUGAAGGAUUUGAGAGGGCGUCUGUCUAGGCAAGAUUCUUAGCUCCCGAGGUGGACUUUUCAGCGAUGGAUCCAGGGAAGGUAAUUCAGGAUGGUGUAAUGGUCGAAGAAGAUGGUACUGCUGAGGAGGGGGAUGAGAAUAUUCAAUAGGGUUUUAACUUGUUUUUUGUUGGUAGUUUAAUUUUGUUUCGUAAACUAUUUUGCUCUUGUGAUAGGCUUAUGACUGUUUAUGUGUAGACAGUUUAGUUGGCUUUUGUUAUUGUAACUGAUAUUUUACUACUGUUUUUUGGGAGAGGACAAACUUGGUUGUUUCUGUUUGCAUGUUAUAAUAUAAUAUUAUUGCUGUAUGAUAAGUUGGUUUUUAUCUGGAAUGUGAGUUUGGGUUGGAGCCAAAUUUUUUAGGUAAAAUUUGUUGCAAUGGUGAAAUGUCAUUAAUUUGAUUGAGAAAUGUUAUAGGUAGGCUGAGUGGCCCGAGUUUUGAUGCCGGUUUAUAGGCGUGAUAAUAACUGUAUCAGUGAUCGGUAAUGAUUUUGAAUUAGAUCGGCUAUUUGUUUUGAAUAAUGUUUUCCGAAUAGUCGGGUUCAGAUUAUGGUGGGGUUCUGAAUGAUCGGCUUCCGAUUUUUGGAUCGGAUGUUUGUGUGAUUGAUCAGCUUAAGAUUGAUGAUUUGUUUGAUUGAAUGAUCGGAUUCCGAUUUAGAUCGGAUUUUUGUAUGUUUGAUCGGUUUU
Messenger RNA from Arachis ipaensis, 2685 nucleotides. RefSeq lists its product as uncharacterized. The record is from RefSeq and is a predicted model, not a curated record. NCBI's taxonomy places the organism in Eukaryota, Viridiplantae, Streptophyta, Magnoliopsida, Fabales, Fabaceae.